This is a messenger RNA of Papilio xuthus (Asian swallowtail), 1338 nucleotides long. RefSeq names its product amiloride-sensitive sodium channel pickpocket 17 (gene ppk17). The transcript is spliced from 10 exons. Gene Ontology annotation, biological process: sodium ion transmembrane transport. The record is from RefSeq and is a predicted model, not a curated record. Gene Ontology annotation, molecular function: ligand-gated sodium channel activity. The coding region runs from base 1 to 1338 and encodes 445 amino acids. Lineage: Eukaryota; Metazoa; Arthropoda; Insecta; Lepidoptera; Papilionidae. Gene Ontology annotation, cellular component: plasma membrane.
AUGACAAUAAUUAUUGACGAAGAGGCGGAAAAAGAAUUGCGAACGUUUAAGGAGAAAUGCACAAGAUGUCUCCGUGGUCCCAAUUUACUGAAGACUUUGGUUGUUGUUGGCUGCAUUAUAAUAGUGGUGCAACAGAUAACUGAAUGCAUAAACAAGCUGGUGAUUAAUAUACCAGUGGUGACUUAUACGCAUUUCGAUUUCAACAAGUCUAUCUUGUAUCCUAGCAUCACAUUUUGCAGAGAGCCUGCUUAUAAGUACGACAAGCUACUGGACUACGGUUUAUACUCCCAUCCUCGAUUCACGUCAACUUGGAUGCAAUUCAACUUCUCUGUCAACCUCGAACACCUUUGGGAUGAGAUCACGUACAAUGAAGGAGAAUUCUUCGUCCAGUACGGCCUUGACGGAUUAGCGGAAAACGUAGAAGUAACCUCAACUCUGGGAUUUAUGACGGGGCGCUGCUUCACACUGUCUCCCAAAGUGCAGCUGCGACAGGCGUCUAAGGCCACGGGGUAUUCCAUCACUCUCCAACAUCGAGACCUGGAUAUUGCCACCAGCACCGGCAUCUGUCCUCCAGGGUACCACGUCUACGUACACUAUACCCGUGAGCCAUUCACUGAAGUAGAAGUAUACAACGGCGGAUUAGUGGAUUACCUGUACAUCAACGCGGGUGAAGCGGUCGACGCCAAGCUGACUGUGGAUGAGUACGUCAAAUUGCCCAAAGAUGAUGAUCCUUGCACGUAUUUAAGCAAUUAUAGUGCUAAUUAUUGUACAACGCAGUUCGUAUGGAGCCAUGUAGAGACCGUUGUUGGAUGUUCUGGACCAUGGAUGAGGAGUAGCCUACCUCGCUGCAGCAACUACACCGCCAUGAGGAACCUUAUCAGAGCUUACAUCAACACGUACAAAGACCACGAUUGCGAAGCUUGUCCUAGAUUCUGCAGGUCUUAUCUGUACAACGCAUUCGUGACAGACAGACAGAGUUUCUACGUGUGGGAUGUUUCUAAUAAAUUGUGGAGCUUGAAGAGUGGUUACACUCCAUUACAGUCACAGCUGUAUAUUCACUUCAACAGUAUGAUGGUGUCAGUGUACGAGGAGAGACAUAACUAUGAUUGGAACAUUUUCCUGUCGGACCUCGGCGGGAAUAUUGGAUUCCUCCUUGGUCUUUCCGUCAUCAGUCUCAUGUCGAUCCUCGGCAGUAUCUGGUUCGAGAUCAUCAGACCUUUCAUCAUCAGGAAGAAGAUCAAGAAAGAUAUAUUAAGUGUGACCAGCUCCACUCCCACUACUGAUGUGGCGGUUAUCUACAAUAAUUCAAUUGAGAAGUAUUUUGAUUGUAAGAAAUAA